AUGGUUGAUCAUAAGGAUAUAGAACUUGCGCAAAUUAAAGUCAUAAAAACAGCAUUGCGAAAGGGCAAAAAAUAUGAUAAUCUUGCGAAAAACUAUGGAGACUAUCUAAAGAAAUUGCGAGCUGAAAAGAAUCCAAAUGACUAUAUUAAGGCAGUCGCAGUCAAGAUGUUUCCUAACGAAGAG
Molecule: messenger RNA, 183 nt
Organism: Funneliformis mosseae
Lineage: Eukaryota; Fungi; Glomeromycota; Glomeromycetes; Glomerales; Glomeraceae
Source: the annotation of a GenBank genome assembly